Molecule: messenger RNA, 2607 nt
Organism: Lachancea dasiensis
Lineage: Eukaryota; Fungi; Ascomycota; Saccharomycetes; Saccharomycetales; Saccharomycetaceae
Source: the annotation of a GenBank genome assembly
AUGACGAAGAUACCAGCAGACGAGGAAAAGGAAAGUCUUGGUUUUCUAGAUGCUGCUCAUCUGGCAAUAUCAUUAAAAAGCAUAUCCAAGGGCCUCCAGAUUGAUUCAGAUGACUUUGAGACUAUAGCCCAACGAAUCUUGGCGUCUGUUCCGUCAAAAGUACAAAGCUGCGAGUUCAUCCAAUACACUGGAGAAGUACUAGUUGCGAUGACUACGACUCAUCCUGAUUUCGCUGUCCUUGCCGCCAGAUGGGAGGUAUAUAACCUUCACAAGAAGAUUGGUGGUUUGACCUUUACAGAAAACUUGAGUAUCAUCAAUGGAUUCCAACGUCCUCGAAGUGACGCACCUCUGGUGAAAAGACCUAGGGUAGGGAUGAAACCGAUAACCAAGAGGCUGAUAUCUGAUGAAUUUUAUGAUCUCGCUUUGCUUCAUCGAAAUGUUCUCGAUGAAGCAAUAGUGCCAAGUCGCGAUUACACUUUUUCUUAUUUUGGCUGGAAAACAUUGUGUAAAUCGUACCUCAUCAAGCGUAACAAUGAAGAGAUCCACGAAACCCCACAAUUUAUGUUCAUGAGGGUUGCUCUCGCAAUCCACGGUCCGCGUGGGGACGUAAACAAAAUUUUACAGACUUACGAUUUAAUGUCUCGCAAAUUUCUUAUACAUGCUUCCCCAACCCUUUUCAAUGCAGGAACGGUUAAACAAUAUCUAUCCUCAUGUUUCUUGGUUGCCAUGAUAGAAGACUCAAUCGACGGUAUCUACCGUACCUUACACAAGACAGCGAUGAUAUCUAAAGCUUCCGGGGGAAUUGGAAUACAUGUGUCCAAUGUUCGAGGAAGCGGGGCUUAUAUUUCCGGCUCUAACGGAACUUCCAAUGGACUCGUGCCAAUGUUGCGGGUUUUCAACAAUACAGCAAGGUAUGUGGACCAAGGGGGAAGUAAACGGCCAGGGGCCUUUAGCAUAUACUUAGAACCUUGGCAUUCAGAUGUAUUCGAUUUUUUGCAGCUACGAAAGAACCAAGGCAAGGAGGAAUUAAGGGCGCGUGACCUUUUCUGUGCCUUGUGGAUACCAGAUCUUUUCAUGAAGCGUGUAGAAGCCAACGAAACGUGGAGUUUAUUUUCUCCGGACGAAGCUCCGGGCCUACAAGAUUGUUUUGGCAGUGAUUUUAACGACCUAUACGAAUACUACGAAAGGACUCUCAAACCAAAAGAGACUGUGCAGGCACAGAAGCUCUGGAGAGAAAUUUUACAAAGUCAAGUUGAAACGGGUGGUCCAUUCAUGCUUUAUAAGGACUCUUGUAAUAGGAAAUCUAACCAGCAAAAUUUGGGGACAAUCAAGUCAUCCAAUCUAUGCUGUGAAAUCGUGCAGUACAGCUCACCCGAAGAGACUGCUGUUUGUAAUCUAGCUUCGGUCGCCCUGCCUUCUUUUGUUAAAAUACAAGGUGGACAGGGAACAUUUGAUUUCCGAAAACUUCACGAGAUAGUAAUGGUGAUGACUACCAAUCUAGAUACGAUGAUAGACAUAUGUGAUUAUCCUGUCGACGAUGCAGAGUAUAGCAACAAGAAAAAUCGACCACUGGCGAUCGGCGUUCAGGGACUUGCAGACGUUUUUUACAUGCUACGGAUUCCAUUUCAAUCUGAAAUAGCUCGCGUUUUGAAUCGACAAAUCUUUGAAACCAUGUACCAUGCCGCGAUCGAAAUGUCACUUGAACUUUCAAAGCGGUAUGGCCCUUAUUCGACCUUCAAAGGAUCGCCUAUGUCCCAAGGUUUGUUUCAAUUUGACCUUUGGGGGCUCAACAACACAAACUAUGACUUUCUUUACACGGAUUGGAGUCGUUUACGGAAGGAAGUCAUGGAACAUGGGAUAAGAAACUCGCUAUUAAUCGGACCAAUGCCAACGGCGUCAACGUCACAGCUUUUGGGAUUUGUAGAGUCAUUUGAACCGCUAUUAUCAAAUAUAUACACGAGAAGGGUACUCAGUGGUGAAUUUACUGUCGUUAACAAAUAUAUGAUCGAAGAUUUUCGCCGUCUGGGAGUCUGGGAUGAAAAGUUGAAAAACCUCAUAAUCGCUAAUGAGGGAUCCAUCCAGCAAAUUGACGGCAUCCCACAGGAGCUCAAAGACCUUUACAAGACUGUAUGGGAAAUUCCACAGCGUGCACUGAUUGACCUGGCGGCCGAUCGUGGCCCCUUCAUCGAUCAGUCCCAGAGUUUGAACCUCUACUUAAAGGAACCUACGAUGGCGAAACUCACCAGUAUGCACUUUCACGCCUGGAAGAAGGGAUUGAAGACGGGUAUGUACUACCUUCGGACCCAGGCAGCUUCCAGUGCUAUCAAGUUUUCCUUAACCGCGGAGAAUACGCUGAACAAGCCCGUGGAGAUCCCUCAGGGUAAAAGCAUCGAGACAUUGAUGGUUAAGGGCAUAUAUCUACAAAGCUGCAAUUCCAAGGUGAUAUUCACGACUUCUGACCCCACUUCUCUGGAGCCAAGCCCUGCUUUCAACGAAAGUAAAGAUAGUUUUAUCGACCGAGGCAAUAACUUUGGAAUUCACGAUUCUACCCCAAUUGUCUGCAGUUCACCUGCACCUACAGCUAAUUGUGAUAGCUGUUCUGGUUAA